CAGAGGACGAGCCCUGUGACUGGAGCGUGACUCAUGCUCAAAACUGUGCACCUUAUUGACGCUCCGCUGUUCACGACGGAUGAGGAGAGUGGAUAUGUCAAUAUAUGUUGACGUAAAAGGGACAGCCACGGUAACGGCGCGGGGACGUCUGCUAUCAGAGAAUGCCACUGCAAUCAAAUAUCACGCAUGCAUUAGUUCAUAGCAGUACACAAGUAGGCCUAUUUGUUCCGCUUGUUAGGUAUCUAGUUUUUAACCUUGAAUCAUAAUUCUGGGCCUAUUUCCAAUUCCUUCGUUUGAUUAGAAAAUGCCUCUCGUACAGAAUCAACAACCCGGAAUUCUGACCGAAACACCUAUGGGAUCAUUCAAACAGAGGAAACGGAAGUCCAUCAUGGUCACUGUGAUGUUGCUCAUUGUGUCUGUGCUCAUCCUUGUCUUUGGACUGGCAGCCACCACCAGGACACAGAACAUCACCGUCGGUGGCUACUACCCUGGAGCCAUUCUGGGCUUUGGCUCCUUUCUCGGAAUCAUCGGUGCCCAUUUGAUAGACAAUAAGAGGCAGAUGCUGGUGGCGUCCAUUGUGUUCAUCAGUUUCGGAGUGGUGGCUGCCUUCUGCUGUGCCAUUGUGGAUGGGGUGUUUGCAGCAAGACACAUUGACCUUAGACCUUACUACGCCGGUCGCUGUGAUUUCUACGCCAAUUCAAAAUCCUCUGUUGAUUAUGAAGAUGUUCACUGCCAGACAGCGUCCCGGGCUACCUGUAACUUACGUGUGAAAUCCAAUACCUGCUACUGCUGUGACCUCUACAACUGUGGCAAAGAACAUCCUCUUUUGGGACAUGCGAGUAAAGAUGUUUUGAAAAAGUUUAGAAAAACGUCCAUGAUUUGGAACCGUGUGGAGCUGAUGGGGGGCUACCACGAGUACACGGAGGUGGGGAGUUGCGAGGACGUGGUGCACCUCUACCACCUGUUGUGGUCCGUCACCAUUCUCAACAUCAUCGCUCUCUUCCUGGGCAUCAUCACCGCCGCCGUGCUGGGAGGCUUCAAGGACAUGACGCCCAUGCUGACCCCUGACUCGUGUGAAUCAGAGCCCCUUCCAGCAGCCCCUGUCCCCUCAGAGUUUCCAGCUCCCAGCACCUCCUCCUUCAACUCCUACUACAACACUGCCACCUACCUGCCACCCUACACUGCCUACGACCUGCAGGGCUCCAGCAUGAUGUUUCUUGACUCUUCUGGCAUGUCUGAUGACUCCCAGUCAGGGGCUAGCCACAUGUGGCCCACCCUGGUCCCCCCACGCUACUCUCCCCCUUACUUCCCCCCCGACGAGAAGCCCCCACCAUACAGCCCCUAGGAGAGUGGCUGGGCCUGGGAAAGAACAGGGGAGGGCAUCCAGCAUCAUCUCCUCUUUUGCCAGCUGCAUUAGCAACAAUGGGCAUGGAUGGUUGUUAGUGGGCCUUGAAUUUGAACCUGUUUGAAAGAGAGCUGCUGCUACAUCUGGCGCUCCAAACCGUUCUUGAGCAGCCAAGCCUGCCUGAGCUGUGUUGUGUAUACAGAGACAAGGAGUUAGUGGAAGAAAAAAAGAGCAUGCGUCACUGAUGUGACUAGAAGCCAGUGCCAUUUGUCAUAGGAGGGCUGCGAGGCGUCAUUCACCCCCCAAUAAGUAUAGCCUGUUAGGAUUCAGUUAAGCCCAACCUGGAUGGAGCGGGGGAUAUAGCAAGAUGCUGCUUGCCCUACACACUUUGCUCAGCAGACUCUGUCGGUGCCAGUUCGCUCCCUACAUCUUUCCCUUGGCCCUAACUCUUCCAUGUUUGCAUUUCUGAGGUGUCUGGAUAGGUAUAAGCAGUGUAGUGGGGGAUGUAAACAUCCUAUCAUUUACACCUUACAGUUCUGCAAACAUCGAAGGGUAAGCGCCAAGGAGAAGGGGUAAGGAGCGAAUUGGGAUCGGCUGUACGUGUAUCGAAAACAAGCGGACCUCGCUCAAGAUACCAGGACUGUCUACAGAUGUGCCUCAUCCAUAUCUGUGGACUCUCAGAGAAGCACCAGUUAUCCUGACCAGAUUAGAAGCUCUCCUCCUUGGACAAUGUGGUCUCCUCCCUCUGACUCGCACCUCAGUCUGUCUCUCUCUCUGCCUUACUUAGUAUACUAUGAAUGCUUCCUGUCAAAAGUGGCACCGUGAUUGAUCCUUAUUUUUUGCAUUGCCUUUUCUCAAAUGGCAUGACACUGGUGUCGUGGUUUGGGAAUGGUUUGUCUGAUUUGGGACUGAUUGACACGCCUUGGUAAUGUUACGUUGAACAGUAUUAACACUAUGUUAGGUUGCUUUCAAGCCCAACUUUUAGCGUAUUUCCAUUAGGACUAAAAGCGUAUAGCCUGUAAUUUACUGUACAUCAUUAGAAAUAUCAUCUGUAACGGUGCUUGAACAUAUGUAAAGGUACACCAUUUUAUCUUGUAGUGCAAUGUAAAAUGAAGGUAUUGAAGCAUAGAUAGAUCACAGUUCACCCUAUUACCCUUUAUCUCACGUUAUUGUUGUUCGUAGAUUGUGAGCAGGGUGAUAACAGAGCCAAUAAUUAAAAAAUAAGCCUUUGUUGCGGGGUGGAUUUGGGGGCAAUCUAUGGAGCCAGAUAUCUAUGUAUCGUUAGGAUCGUAAGAAAAUCCAUAUGUACAUUUUUAGGAUCGUAAGAAAAGCCAUGCAUGAAACAUGAAACAUAAACGUUAAAAUAGAUCUGUAAAUGUACAAACCCUAUGUUAUGACUAUGAAUGAACAUUUACACGUUAAAUUCUUACUUCACGUCUCCCUUUACUCGUUUACAGAUAUUUUUAUGCGUACAAACUUUUGUCAGUAAUGUGGCAUCUGCAAAGGACAUGAACCGAACGUAGCUAGUCGAAGUUAGCUAGUCAAUCAAGCAACUCUAGCCCAGACGUUAAGAGUUGGUUUAGGCUAGGCCUAUUCCACUAUCUAAAUAUGCCAUGCUAUUUUUAUAGCCGCGUCGGGCUAUUGUGGUGAUCAUGUAACCUAAUGAAUCACACUUUUUCCAGUAUUUGGGAGCACGGACUGUAGGCCUUAUAUUAGUCAUUUUGACUGUUGUAUUAGUGAAUUCAACUCUGUAUGUAGGCUUGUUAUAGCCAUUUGCGAUGCACAACCCCAUCACGCAGAGGAUAUAUCCAUAUCAAUAAACGAGACAAAACAAAAUAUUGAUUACGUCUUGGCUAUAACCUGUCCUGAGCAAAAUAGCCAAGGGGUCCCAAAUGGUCAAGACUUCCUAUAGCCUAUUCUUAUUGCCAGAUCCGUUUUCCCUGUCAGCCACUGCACGUGCUUCUUCAACUAUUUUGUUAAAAUUUAUUUAGAGGCUAUAUUUAGAGGCCUGUGAGCUAGGGACUCUUUUUAAGGGGAGCCCUAUAAUAAAAACAGUUAUAAAACACAAAUAGAGUUCUACAAUUAUUCCGCAAGACACCAGUACCCAAAAUGAUAGCCUAAAUUGCAAUACCUACAAGUUGAAGGCCUAUUUUUCAUUUGGAUAGGCCUAAAUUAAAUAUUUAAUUAUUAAAGUGAUAGGCUAAAGAAUUUAGAAGAUUUUGAAUACACAUGGAUUUCAAUGAACAAAUGGAUAAGACUGUUCUAUUCUCUUUGAUUUAGUUCCUAUUGCAACUCAGACAAAUGACUGAAUGGGUGACAUACUGACUGACUGCACGAAUGAUGAAUUAAAUGUUGAAAUAUGUUGGAAUGACGAGUUGCACGCAUCAUGCAUGCUCUGCACUUUAUUUGGCUAGGAGGCAAAUAGGCCUACAUUAGGGUAUAAUGACUCUAUGACUGCAUGCCUCCAGAAGGGCAUCUUCUGAGGCUGAGGGGUGUUUUUCUGAAGGCGCAUGGUGCUGUAUGGAGAUCACAAGCUCUUCAACUGGGCAGCAGUGUUGCGAUGGCGGGAAUAGCCUAUACGGAGACUGCCUAAUACCACUGCAACAGAGUUAUUGUAAAGUGUAGGAAUAAGCUUAUGCUAGACUUAGCCUACGUUGAACCUCGCCCUUGUUCAUUUCAAAGUACAUAUGUUCAUGACCCAAUUCAUAUUAAUCAUAUCAAAUUAUUUAAUAUUCAUAUUAACUCCUACAGAAUAUGCUGUGGCAAGAUUUUGAGUGAUGAAAUAAAUAUAAAAAUAUUGGAAAGAAAAAUAUUUUGAGUAGCAAAGACUCCAGUGGUCAUACAUAAUUCAAAGAUUCACCAAACAUCUAAUUAUUAUAUGUUUCAUUAUUCCUGGUAUAUACUACUGGUUAUGAUUGCAGACAGAGCCCAGAGAAUUGGAUGGUGCAAUAUUGAAUGUCAUAUUUUGAUAAGGUGCAUGCAUGGGGAUGUCCACGUCACCCAGCGAUAUGCCCAUGCUGUAGAGAUACACCUAGCGGUGAUGACCCUAUUAUAGUUGAAAUGAUCGUUUAUUCUAUUGAACACCUUAAAAAUAAUAAGUCUCCUGGGACUGACGGUAUAUCUGCUGAGUUUUACAACACUUUUUCUCAACAUUUUGCCCCUUUUCUGUUGGAGGUCUUUUCUGAAAGCAUCCCAAAUAAUGCUCUACCUCCCAGUUUGACUCAAGGUCUGAUUACAUGAAUCCCUAAACCCUAGAAAGACUUGCUUCUGCUCGAUAACUGGCAUCCAAUCUAAAUCAAAUCACAUUUUAUUUGUCACAUACACGUGUUUAGCAGAUGUUAUUGCGGGUGUAGCGAAAUGCUUGUGAGCUAGUCACGAGGCCCCCAUCUUCGUCGGCGCCAAGAUCUGUCUGCUCAACCACGACUACAAAAUAUUAGCCUCUAUAUUUGCAAAAAGAAUGAAAGCAGUAUUGGACUCAAUUAUAGAGGAGACCCAAUCUGGCUUCAUGCGGAAUAGACAUAUAUCUAAUAAUAUCCGACUGGUGUUGGACCUUAUUGACUAUUCUCACCUAAUCUUUGAAGAUAGUUUUAUUGUCUUCUUAGACUUUUAUAAAGCCUUCGAUACAGUGGAAAAUGAGUUUCUAUUUCUCUCCCUGGAGAAAUUUGGUUUUUGGGAAUUAUUUUGUAGUACUUUUAAAACUCUUUAUAUGAAUGGGAACAGUUCUAUUAAAUUAAAGCAUGCACUUCUCCUAGAUUUGAUUUGAAAAGAGGAAUUCGGCAAGGUUGCCCAAUUUUACCUUAUCUCUUUUUUAUUAAAUCCAGUGAUAUUCAACGGAUCUCUAUUGCUGACAGAGAUAUUAUCAUAAAUCAGCUUGCAGAUGACACCACCCUCUUUUUGAAAGAUGCUGACCAGAAUCCUAGAGCAGUCGAUGUGAUAAAUAUUUUUUCAAAGCAUCUGGUCUUUGCCUAAACCUUAAUAAGUCUGAAUUGUUUGCUGUUAAAAACUGUGUGAUACCCUCUAUCUGCAAUAUUCCAGUCAAGGAAAAAGUAACAUACCUUUGGAUUACCAUAUCUAAGGAUCAACAGGAAAGAUGCUCAUUAAAUUUCAUCCCCAUUACUGAAAAAAAGAAAGAAAGUUGCAGAGCGAUUUAUCCUUGAAAGCUGAGGGUAUCUCCAGACUUACUUAGGCAGCCCAGUCCCUACAUCUUGACAACAAAAUAUGUAAAGCGGUUGACCAGAUGCUUUUCAACUUCAUCUGAAAAAUUCGUACACAUUAUAUUAGGAAAUCUGUCGUUAUGAACACAUUAAUAUUGUGGUCUCAAUUUUUUUGAUUUUCCUACUUUGAAUAAUACUUUUAAGAUAAAUUGGGCUGAACAUUUCUUAAAGAAUCCAACUUCAAUUUGGAAUCUCAUCCCUCAUAUCUUCUCCCAUUUUGGUGGCUUCAACUUGAUGUUACUUUGUAACUAUAACAUUGAUAAGAUUCCUACAAAAUUAUUCUUAGCGUGGUCAUUAAAAUAUAAACAUAAUUUUUCUCCAUAUAGGUAUUUCAUUUGUAACAAUAAGGAUAUUUUGUAUAGAAACAAGUCUAUUUUUUAAGAACUGGUUUAAUAAUCACAUCCUGCUGGUGAGUCAACUUUUUAAUGCAGAAGGAUGAUGAUUUUUUUCUCUCGUUACAAUAUCCCUGUUACACCUAGAGUUCACCAGUCUUUGACGCUAUUCCAUCUGGAACUCUGUUUGUUUAGAGGUGUAACCAGACCUCACCUUCUUAAUACCCUUGCUUAGUCCAGUUGACUCUCCAAUAGAAAAAAUGUGUUUCUCCUUGCUCCCCCAGAACAACAGAUCUAUACGUGCUGUAUUUCAAAGUGAUGUUACUGGAAUACAUUGGUCAAUAAUAUCUGUUGGAAAAAGGUUGGGUUAUUACCACACAAAUACCUGCUAGUUAACAAAGUCAAAGAGGUCUCUUUCAGAAUUAUCCAUAAGUAUUACCCUGCGAAUCAUUACCUGAAGAAACUCAAAAAAGACAUGAACAUUAACUGUACGUUUUGUGUUGAGCAUCCAGAAACCGUUUUGCAUUUAUUUUGACAUUGUCUACAUGUAAAGAAAUUAUGGCAAGAUAUUUGUAGUUUUAUAAUUGUUCAUAUUCUUGAUUACUUUUGUUUAUUAUGGGAGAAUGUGCUGCUCGGUUUCCUUAACUAUAAUAAGGUUAAAGAAAAACAUAUGUUCAAAUCUAAAUUGUGCUAAUGGCAAGAUUUCAUAUUCAUAAAUGUAAAUUCACUAAUAAAAAACAACUCUUCCAUGUUUUCUAUAAGGAGUUCGAGCAGUACUUUAAGACCAUUCUACAUUCUUCCAAUAAGAAAACCGUUAAAACAAUCAAUACCUGUGUGUCUUUUAAGGUCUUUGUAUAAUCUGUAAUUUGUUGUACCCCCUAGCAUAUGUUAUCAUUGUCUGUUUGUAUACUUCUUGUAUGUAUACUGGUGUUUCUGCAACAACAACAAAAAUAUAUAAAUCAAUAAAAGAGGUACACCUAGCGGAUUGAAACUUCACUGUGGUAGUCAUAAUACAGCUAGUGCCAUCUAGACUUGCGCCGGCAAACAAAUCCAUUACGUUAACUACCUAAAUGUAAAUUAAACGCAACUGAGGAGUAAUAGAGAAUGGAGACUUUUAACUUGAAAACAUACAGGAUACCUCUUUCUGGUUUCCCUGACUUCCGUUUUUUUUAUACUGUUAUGCUUGUUUGGGUAGCACUCCUCACAGGCCGUUUGGUGUACGUUUUUUUGUUUGUUGGUGAGAUGAAACUGCCAAAACACAAGAUUUGUUCAAGCCUAAAAUGUUAGUCCGUAAUCGUAACAUGGUGUUUGUAUGUUCACAGAUGAAAUUUCACAUUUACGUUCAUGUUUCACGCAUGGCUUUUCUUAUGAUCCUAACAAUUUAACUAUGGAUUUUCUUUGAUCCUAAUGAUAUGUACGUUCAACCUUUUGGCAGGUAUCUGGCUCCAUAAGAAUCUGAAACUGAAAUUAUCACUCCGAACAUUAUUUAUUUUAUAAGUUGUAAAGGGACUAAACACUAAACUCUCCUGUCUCUUUAUGGAUGUAAUAUAAUAGGUUAUUACACAUGAACACUUGAAUAUACCAAAAUAACACCCUUUUGUGUUGUCUUAGUCACAAAAUGCAUUGACCUCAAAGUAAAGUGCAGCCUCUUGAGAUGAUCGAUUAAAGAAGUCAGCUUUGUUUUUGCAUCAUUUGUUUUGAACAGUACUUUCUCAACCGCUGAAGAUGGACUUCUGGAGUGGAUUGAUUGACUGGAGUGGAUUGAUUGUCUCGCCAUUAAAAGUAAUUGUUUGUGUAAAAUGCUUGUACGGUGUUAUUUUCCAUAGACAACAUAUAGGCUAAAUAGUCAACAUGCAUCAUACGUAAUUAAAUACCUACCUCACAAGGUGCAUUUUAUUUUCCUUUUUUGAAUAACAGCAUCCACCAGAGAAAAAAUGCCAAUGGAGGGACCUUCAUGACUAUGGGAGUUAGGACAACUAUCAGAUUUAUACUCUUUCAUACUAAAAAGGCCAUAUCGUCGUCUCAUUCUAUAGGUUUCUUCCAUUCUGUCAAAAUGAGGCACACUUUUUUUAUUUCAUUAAUAUUUGUUUAGCACUAUACCUAAUAAAUACUUUUUUAAAACAAAUAAACAUUUUCUAAUGAAAAAGGUCACAAUUAUGUACAAGACACACCGCUGUUAAUCGUGUAAUGAUUCUUUUAGCCAUAAAAGUUGGAAGUGAAGGACAUCCUGAAGCAGCUCUCUACAGUCCAACUCCAUUCAACUACAUACUAACAAGACAGGGAAGGAAAAAGGGACAUAAAAAAAUCUGCAGCACAAUCCUGCACUAGGUGCUAUAUCAUAACAGAAAGAAAUGGUUUUCAAGUUACAUAAUUCCUAUGAUACACUAUGUAGGCAAACUGUAUACAUAGAGUAGGAGGUAGCUGACUAAACUCAACUCCAUGGUGAAGGAAGUUUCUGAUGAACUCCACAAACGGAGUUAAGCAGAGACCAGGCUUUAUGGAAUUCGCUUCGCCCAAGAUCAAUAUAAAUUAUGAAAUGCAUACCUUGUACCUAUGUUUGUCCUCUGUAGUUGCGUACCUUUCUUUGUUUUCUGAAAUCCAUACUUUUUAAUAAAAUGUUAAUAAAAUACAGCCACUGACCGUUUCCUUGUUGAGAUUCAUCUAAGAGCAACAGCAAUGAGGAAACAGUCGGUGGUUGUUUUUUAAAAUCACGUUUAAUUAAAAAGUAUGGAUUUCAGAAAACAAAGGGAUGAACGACAUCCAUUAAUUCCAUCAAUAUCCUUUAUCCUGAUCCAAUCUCUGUUCAAACAACAAACAUCAACUGCUACCAUUCAGCACCACUGUACAUUUUAUCUUCCUAAAAGGCAUACAAAAUUAAGAUCUAACAAUAAAUACAUGUGUAUGCCUAGAUUUAGGGUCCUUCUGUUGAACUGCAUGAGCACUCCAGACAGAGUACUCACAAAUAUUUACCAUUAAAAAGGGUAAGUAGAAAUAAAAUGAGCGCCAAUACAUAGUUCAAUGACGAGGUUGAUAAGAACAAAAGUCACACUACACUCUGGAUGGGCUAGCUAGAGCACAUAGGAAUUUCCUACAAAACAACUACACUGAACAAAAAUAUAAACGCAACAUGUAAAGUGCUGGUCCCAUGUUUCAUGAGCUGAAAUAAAAAA
Coregonus clupeaformis (lake whitefish) is the source of this 9061-nucleotide messenger RNA. It is a transcript of the gene tmem255a, whose product is annotated as transmembrane protein 255A. The record is from RefSeq and is a predicted model, not a curated record. Bases 305 to 1345 code for a protein of 346 amino acids. NCBI's taxonomy places the organism in Eukaryota, Metazoa, Chordata, Actinopteri, Salmoniformes, Salmonidae. The transcript has 10 exons.